Messenger RNA from Eurytemora carolleeae, 515 nucleotides. Its product is annotated as eukaryotic translation initiation factor 2D. The coding region runs from base 14 to 457 and encodes 147 amino acids. The transcript is spliced from 7 exons. Gene Ontology annotation, biological process: formation of translation preinitiation complex; translational initiation. Gene Ontology annotation, molecular function: translation initiation factor activity. The record is from RefSeq and is a predicted model, not a curated record. NCBI's taxonomy places the organism in Eukaryota, Metazoa, Arthropoda, Copepoda, Calanoida, Temoridae.
UGUUUAGGUGAAGAUGGAUCCAAUUCUGGCUGAUGUCGUCCUAGGGAAAGGGGAGAACCAUGUUGUAGAGAUGAAGUGGGAUGAAUUGACCUCAAGGGUUCAAAUGAAAAUGUCGGACGGAUUUUCUCUGCAGUUUCCUGGACAACCUACUGAAUACCACAAGGGAAAACUGGAUCCAAUAGAGCUCACUACUGCAACCAGAUCAGGAAAUAAGAAAAUAACUCUGAUAUAUAAUCUGGAAACCUACAGAAUAGACCCUCAACAGUUUGCACACAAAUGUCAGGUUGGUGUUGCAGCGAGUACAGCUGUGAAUCCAGCUGUAAACAGAAAAACCGGUUCUGAGGUUAUGAUCCAGGGAAACCAGGUUGCCUUUGCUACCAGACUGCUUUUGGAGGAGUAUAAAAUACCAAGGAAGUACAUAAAAGGGACUGAGAAUGCUGUUAAGAAGAAGAAAUAGAAAUCUGUUUUUAGAAAUUGUACAACACUGGAUUUCUAAAUAAAAAACUGGAAUUAAA